Molecule: messenger RNA, 549 nt
Organism: Cadophora gregata
Lineage: Eukaryota; Fungi; Ascomycota; Leotiomycetes; Helotiales; Ploettnerulaceae
Exons: 1
Coding region: 1-549 (182 amino acids)
Source: RefSeq, a predicted model, not a curated record
AUGACCGCCCCAGAGGAGGACUUCUCCGGAUACUAUGGAGGACGACGAUCUUACUAUACAGGUCUCCAGGUUGAUCCAGGAGUUGGAGAGCAACAAAGACUACCCAGGCAAAUUACCAGUCCUCCUUUGUCCAUGGGCUUCUCUUACGGCGACUCUCAAUUUUUGCCACCAGCUUCUUCAAACUCAAACGCUGGAGACCCGCGCCUAGAGAGCCAGAAGGAAUCUCCUUCCUCUAUGAGCACAUUGGGGCUACAGGCAGGACUAUUGAAGCGUGGUAGAACCACUAGUAGUUAUAUUGAGCGUAGACAGCAAAUAGCAACUGCUCGAGGAGAUAUCCUAUCCCCGAAAAGUGAUUUUGUUGCCAGUGUCGCGUCGUUCUCUACUCAGCGGAACCCAAGAACAGUACCCUCACUCAAUGCACUACCGACGGUCAGUGAUCAUACCACCUUUCAACUUGGACCGGACGGCGAUGAAUACAUCGCUCGAAAGAUCGACGAGAAUGGUGAAAAAAAGAUCACUCCUACUGGUCAAUUGCGUCACAGACGAUAA